CCUCUUGCCUAUCCUAAGCUCCGCCCCUCUGACGAAACCCACUGUUUCUGUUUCCGUUUCCGUAGCUUUUCGGUGCUACAGGAUUCUGUGUCCGGGCCGGGGGGAGGGGUACGGAGUGGGGUGCCUUCGGCGGUCACCCACGAGUCUAGAAUUGACACUUCCCACUCUUUUCUUUCCCCCCGGUUCUCCAGGCCUGUGCUUCCUCAUUUCCGCUCCCCGAGAAUCAUGAGUUUCCCUGGGCAGCAGCAACUGCCGCCGCAGGACCAGGCCCCGCCGGAGCCGCGGUCCCUCGGUCUGGGCUUGGGGCCGCCCGCAGUGAGUUCUGGCGAUGCUUCUCCAGACGAAGGGUUAAUGGAAGACUUGACAGUUGAAAAUAAAGCUCUGGAACAACUAGCACAAGGAUUACUCUCUCAUUAUUUACCAGACUUGGAGAGAUCAAAACAAGCCCUCCAGGAGCUCACACAGAACCAAGUGGUACUACUAGAUACACUAGAGCAAGAGAUUUCAAAAUUCAAAGAAUGCCAUUCUAUUUUGGAUAUUAAUGCUUUGUUUACAGAAGCUAAAUUCUAUCACAACAAGUUAGUGAAUAUAAGAAAAGAGAUGCUGAUGCUUCAUGAAAAGACCUCAAAAUUAAAAAAAAGAGCUCUAAAGCUCCAACAGAAGAGACAGAAAGAAGAAUUGGAGAGGGAACAACAACGAGAAAAAGAAUUUGAAAGAGAGAAACAAUUAACUGCUAAACCAGCGAAAAGGACAUAAAAAACUAAGCAACAGUCAUCUUGUCCAUGUACAUAUGUUUAUUUUUAUAUGUAUAUAUGUGUAUGUGUGUACAUACUGGUUUUUCCCUCCCUUGUUCCCACAUUCUUUGGAUUUAAGAGAGCUUGAUUGGUAGGGUCAGUUUGAUGUAGUGCCUUAUGCCAUUGUUCAGAGUUUUAUGUUUUGCACUCAUCGAAUUACCGUAUCUUCAUUCUAGCCAUUUAGGGUGCCAAGUUUUUCAUUAGUUAUUAAAAUGUAAAUUGGCCUUAAUGUUAUGUGAUAUUUAUCUUUUUUCAGUUUAGCUUUUCUUAUACUUUUACAAAUCAGUUGGAUUUUUGCCUUGACACAUUUAAUAACCAUUGUUUGAUUUCAUCAUUUGACAGAUAUUCAAAGCACCUACUUUGUACAGUGCCCUUAGGCUUAAAAAAAGUCAAGAUCCUGUUACUGAAUAUGUACCAAAUUUUAAAUUAGAUUCUCAUUUUUUCCCAAUGUCUUUGCUCUUUUUUGAGCCAUCUAAUGACUUCUCUACCCCAUGAUUAAAUUGAGAGGGCCUCUUCCAUUGAUUUUAUUAAGAAGAACUCUAAUGAUGUCACCAUGCCAACUGCCUAACAAUACACGCCAUUAACAAGAGGUGCUUUGUAGAAAGCCCAUGUGAAAAACUUGACACAGGAAUAAUGACAUGAUCUCAGUGACAUCUUUGACAUUGGAAAAUGAGCAAAAGAAAAAGUUGUCUUUAGAGAACAGAGACUGUGUAGUUUUUCUUCUGUUUUCAGACUUUGUUUUCAAUGAUGUCAAUUUGUUAUGUCCUUAUGUGCUUAAAGCAUUACUUAAUCUUUAAGCUUAUCAUAUAGCUCCUGUGGUAUUCUAUGAUUCUUGACCCUUCUUCACUUGCACAUUUAUGAUAUUUAGUAACAAUUUUCAAGCACUGAAAUGAUAAUCAAGUAGAUUGGGAUUCUUAAUCUGCAUUUCUUAACUUGCUGAUCUAUUCUCUAGUGCAUCUUGUGACUUCCUAUGUCUCUGGUUAUUUUUUCAUUCUUUGCUUUGCUUCAUUUAUAAAAUGAAAAUGAUGUGUUGCCUACCCUUUUCAUAGUGAUGUAAAAGGUUCAAAAAAAGGUUGGUAAAGAAAGUUCUUUAAGCUCUUUUAAGAAAGACACACACAUUUGGAAACUUAAACUUUUUUCAGAAAAUUUUUGAAUAUAUUGCAGGAAAAUAUUAUGUGGGGAAAAUUUUAGUUUCACUCUUUAAAAUCCAGGGUGUGCAUAUCCCUCUUUUAACGUUAAGGGGUAUUUGACAGUUGUCUAAUCUCUAUUAUAUAGGGAAUGAACAGAAACCUAGGAGGGCAUAUAAUUACAAUAUGUGUCUUUUCUAGUUCACAUUACAAUCUGCAGAUAUCUUUUUAUUAAUCUGGAAUCUACCUCUGAUCACAUAUCAGGCUAAUACAAAAGGAUAGUAAAAUAUUUGAUUUUGGAAGAAUGCUGAAAAAUAGAUUGAUUAAAACAUUGUGGUUGUUUUUCUUCUUAAAUGAAUGAAUAAUCAUCACAGUAUGCAUUUACUUGACUUUAGACUUAUGAAUGUUAGUUUUACAUGGCCAGAUGUUGAAAUCUAUCUCCUGAAACUGCCUGGGCAGGAUUUGGAUAAAUUAAAGGUUUGAAGAAACAAUAUCACAAAAAUUUCUGUGUAUAAUUUGUUUUAAUUUGGUAGAGUUGAGUGGUCUGAAAUUUUUGAGCUAAAUUAUUCCAUUGUGUGAUCAGUUCUAUUACUUGCCUGCUUUUUAAAAAAAAAGUUUUAAGACAACUCUUAAUAGACAGUAAAUUAUCUUGAGAAUUCUGGGUUGUAUGAGUUACUCAUUUAAUUAGCCAUAUAAAGUAGAUCAUAUGUUUUGUAUGUAUGACAAGACACUUCAGUGAUUUAAUUUUUUGCAUUUCAUAACUUAAGAGUAGCAAGUUGAAAAGCUGAUAUAUAAGUACCAGCUAUUUUUAGGUCAGACAGUAAAUAAAAAACACAAUUACUUAGUAAUUGAAACAAACUUACAGAUUUAGCUUUUUCAAAAUUGAAGAUAGCUCUUAAAGUAUUCAUAAUAUAAGUGUGUAAGAAAUUGAAAGUUACUAAUAGAAAUUCAUUUGGUACUGUAUUGAACCCCAAACCAAUAAACAAUAUAGCUUACUCCUUUGAAUCUUUCCAUAUCCUACUUUAAAAAGAAAUCAUUGCCUUUGUUUUGAAACCAUAUCAUGUAUUUACUGAGGAUAAUUUUGCUUUAACUUGUGAAAAUUUAAAAAUAUUGUCUUCCUAGCAGGUCCUAUGUAGUUUAUACAGACAUUGAAUGUAAUUCAAGUUGUGCAGAUACUGAGGGUUUUUUUUUUUUUGAUGUUGUCAAAAGUUAUUCCAGGUAUACUUUGUUAGUCUGAUUUUUGAGCUUAUAAAACAGAUAUUUUUUACAUGUUUAAUAAAAAGUGGCUUAUGAAAUUA
Monodelphis domestica (gray short-tailed opossum) is the source of this 3219-nucleotide messenger RNA. RefSeq names its product biogenesis of lysosomal organelles complex 1 subunit 6 (gene BLOC1S6). The record is from RefSeq and is a predicted model, not a curated record. Lineage: Eukaryota; Metazoa; Chordata; Mammalia; Didelphimorphia; Didelphidae. Gene Ontology annotation, biological process: intracellular transport. Gene Ontology annotation, cellular component: BLOC-1 complex; transport vesicle.